Messenger RNA from Arachis ipaensis, 986 nucleotides. Its product is annotated as large ribosomal subunit protein uL1. Gene Ontology annotation, cellular component: large ribosomal subunit. Gene Ontology annotation, biological process: translation. NCBI's taxonomy places the organism in Eukaryota, Viridiplantae, Streptophyta, Magnoliopsida, Fabales, Fabaceae. Gene Ontology annotation, molecular function: structural constituent of ribosome; RNA binding. The record is from RefSeq and is a predicted model, not a curated record.
UAACCCGGCCCAACCCGGCCCAACCCAGCCAAUGCUCAUAUGUCAUAUCCAUAACCAGCCGAAAACCCUAGCUACUGUCUUCUGUUCCAUUCCGCCUCACACAGACACAGGUUUUAGCAGCUCUUGAUUCCACAAAACCCUAGCUUCAACCAUGAGUAAGCUUCAGAGUGAUGCGCUGAGAGAAGCCAUCACAGGAAUUGUGGCUGAUUCGAAAGAGAAGAAUAGGAAGUUUGUUGAGACCAUUGAGCUCCAAAUUGGACUCAAAAACUAUGAUCCACAGAAGGACAAGCGCUUCAGUGGUUCUGUAAAGUUGCCACACAUCCCAAGGCCCAAGAUGAAAAUCUGCAUGCUUGGUGAUGCUCAGCAUGUUGAAGAGGCUGAGAAAAUAGGAUUGGAUUGGAUGGAUGUUGAAGCAUUGAAGAAGCUUAACAAAAAUAAGAAAUUGGUGAAGAAACUUGCCAAGAAAUAUCAUGCUUUCUUGGCUUCUGAAGCAGUCAUUAAGCAGAUUCCUCGUCUCUUGGGUCCUGGUCUCAACAAGGCAGGAAAGUUUCCCACACUUGUUACCCACCAAGAAUCUCUCGAGUCAAAAGUUAACGAGACAAAGGCUAUGGUCAAGUUUCAGCUUAAGAAGGUGCUCUGCAUGGGAGUAGCCGUUGGCAAUGUUAGUAUGGAGGAAAAGCAAAUCUUUCAAAACGUACAACUGAGUGUUAACUUCCUUGUUUCCCUGUUGAAAAAGAACUGGCAGAACGUUAGGUGCUUGUAUCUGAAGAGUACCAUGGGAAAAUCUUACCGUGUGUUUUGAGAGACUUAUUUUUUAUCUUUGAAAUUAAAAUUCUGUGAAAUUAUGAUCAAGAUUUUGAGUAUCUCACUAGCAUGACAGAUAUUUUCAUAUUAUUGAAGUUUUGUCGGAUGAAUUUUUUGUUUAUUAAUUUUUCGUUCAUGGUUUGGCCUCUAAAGUCUAAAGUGGUUACCGGCAUUGGAUCCUA